CUGGAUGUUUCCCAGAUGCUGUUCCAGGUGCCAGGAGUGCUGGUAGUUCUGGUGUUGGUGCUGGGAGCCUUCAGCUAUGAUGACGAUGAUGAUGAUUAUCAAGAGUAUGAGGGAUACGAUGAUGAUGAAGAAACAUCAACGACUCCGACAUCUGAAGGGUUCACCAUCAACAGGAUCCGAAGGUAUGGAGCUGAAGACGCUCUCAAGACGCUCAGCCCCGAAGACGUCAGGGAAGUCAGGGGUGCACUCAAACAGUUGUUCUCUGGCAUGACCCUGGAGAAUCCUUUCACUCCACAUGUCACCUCGCAGACCGGUGGGACCAGCACCGUCAGCACCACAUACGACCCGAGCUAUAACUACACCAGCCCCAAAACAUCGACCUACAUGACGGACCUACUCACGGAGAUCAUCAAGAUAACGGACCAUGAACGGGGGGAUGACAAGCAACUGAGAAGAAAGAACUGGACAGAAUUAGAUGACACAAAAUGGACCCCCCCCACCACCACGCAGAACACCACUGCGAUGACACUCAGUGGAGGAGACUCUACUCCUCAAAAUACUAACGCGUCAGUAAGGAAGCAGGAGCUGGACCUACCGCGGCUGCUGGCCAUCAUCUCGGAGCUGGCCAGCGAGUUCGAGUCCAACCUCACGAGGAAGCUGAACGACACGCUGGUCAACAUGACGCUGCCCACCUGCAGCACGCCCACAGCCCUCCCGCGCGUCACCUCGGAGUAUGACGCUAACUACACCGGCAGCGUCAUCGCCAAGUGUUUCGUGUGUGGUCUCUCGACGCCCGCCAUACCACAGAACGCUCACUGCGCCGAUGCCUUCGCGGGGGACUUCCUACCGCUGGUACCGGUGGACCCCACGGCCAAGGGGAAGAUCUCCAGGUUCAAGAAGUACUGCCAGUACUCUAACGUGCCGGGGUAUCAACUCAACGCGAGUCAGCCCCGGGUGAUCCUGGGCCGCUGGACCGGGGGCUGCGCGGUCCGCUGGAUUGACCUGAGCGGAGUUUACACACAGAGAACUUGCAGGAACAGGCUGCAGCCCACCAUGGGGCUACACUUUGGCAGCAAGAGGAUGGCCAAGCUCGAGAGGAGUCUGUGGAACGUGGAGAAUGGUUGUAUAAUAAGUCCGAUGGCGACCCUGGUGCCUCUCUCCCGCGGUAUAUCUCUGUACGCCCGGUUCCACGCGUGUGUGUGUACGGGCAGCUGGUGCAACAUCACUCAUCACCUGCACCUACAACACCUGCAGCACUGGAUCACUAUACUCCUGGUGAUGAUGAGGAUCACGUGA
Danaus chrysippus (African queen) is the source of this 1296-nucleotide messenger RNA. Lineage: Eukaryota; Metazoa; Arthropoda; Insecta; Lepidoptera; Nymphalidae. The record is from the annotation of a GenBank genome assembly.